UAUAUUUUUUAUAUAUAAAUUACCUGAGGCUGGCUCGUUUAGCUGACUCACGGCUUACUACAUGCACACAAAGCAAAAAAAACAACACUGGUUUUUUUAAAUUCCUCCCCUCCUCAAUUCCGUUACCGUCACCGUCCACCUCCGUUACUCUCAUCCUCACUGUUCAUCUUCUCCGAUCCAACUCCCGUCGUUAACCGUAUGAAGCACGCCGUCAACGGUUCCUUUUCUCCGGGAUCUUCCCGUCCUUCCCCGUCGUCGCUUCCCCGAGAAGAUUGCUGGAGCGAGGAAGCGACCUUCACGCUAAUCCAAGCCUGGGGCUCUCGCUACGUCGGCCUCAGCCGCGGCGGUCUCCGUCAGAAUCACUGGCAAGAGGUGGCCAACGCCGUCAACGGCCGUCACUUCAACACCGGCCGAAACGUCUCCGCCGCCAAAUCGCAGCCCCGCCGCACCGACGUCCAGUGUAAAAACCGGAUCGACACGCUGAAGAAGAAGUACAAAGUCGAGAAAGCUAGGGCUUCCGGCGCCGGCGGCGCUGGCUACGUCAGCUCGUGGCCUUUCUUCUCCGAUCUCGACGACCUUCUCGGAGAAACCUUCCCGGCGUCUAGCUCUACUCCGUCGCUGCCGAUGGCGAUCGUUCCGGUUCCGGUCGCUCCACGAUCGGCGAUCCCCAGACGUCCGGCGCCGUCGCCGGCGAUUAUGCGAAUCGGAGGGGAGAAUUUGCUCGGAAUUCGCGGGAAUCUCAACGCGUUCGCGGCGGCUGCGGCGGCGGCGGCGUAUUCUCCGGCGUAUGGAGAUGAUUCAGAUGGGUCGAGGUCGAGAUCGAGCGGAGGAGGAGGGAAGAGGAGGAAGCGCGAGGAGAAGCGAGGGUACAGGGAAGUAGCCGAAGCAAUAGAGAGGCUUGGGGAGAUAUACGAGAGGGUGGAGGAGAGGAAGAGGAAGGAGAUGGUGGAGCUGGAGAAGCAGAGGAUGCGAUUCGCCAAGGAGUUGGAGUGCCAUAGGAUGCAGCUCUUCACCGAGAUGCGUCUUCGUCUGCACAAACUCAGGCGGACCAAAGGUCCGACAUCUUCCGGUGAGACAUGAAGCCCUUCUCUGGUCGUGCAAUCUCAGGCAUGGUUUUCUUCUGAGUUGAGAUUCUUAUAGCGUGAUAGUAGGGGUAUUAGUCAUUGUGAAUGAUCCAGGUUUCCGACAUCUAAGACUUGGAACAGAGUAUUGGUUCUUUCUUGGGUUUUGUCGGAAUGUUGUUUCUGUUUCUUAUUACCAACUGAUAUGAGUAGUAGUUGGGUAGCUGAACAAAGCUGAAUCUGUUUCUUUGUUUACUACUAUAGCUUUUUUUAAGCAUCGAAUGGUGUAUGUAGUGGUAACUAGGAUGGUUUUCUCAAUUGAUAAUGUCUCUUUUAAGCA
Molecule: messenger RNA, 1401 nt
Organism: Raphanus sativus (radish)
Lineage: Eukaryota; Viridiplantae; Streptophyta; Magnoliopsida; Brassicales; Brassicaceae
Product: trihelix transcription factor ENAP1
Exons: 1
Coding region: 199-1080 (293 amino acids)
Cellular component (GO): nucleus
Molecular function (GO): transcription cis-regulatory region binding
Source: RefSeq, a predicted model, not a curated record